This is a messenger RNA of Cyprinus carpio (common carp), 1502 nucleotides long. RefSeq lists its product as uncharacterized. Bases 786 to 1502 code for a protein of 238 amino acids. Lineage: Eukaryota; Metazoa; Chordata; Actinopteri; Cypriniformes; Cyprinidae. The transcript has 6 exons. The record is from RefSeq and is a predicted model, not a curated record.
ACAUCAUUUCAGAAAAAUCUGAGAUCAUCAAGGCUGCCAAUGUUUCAGAGCUUGAUGGGAAAUGUAUCUCCCUGCCCCACAGGGAAGGUUUUGUGGCUUUUCCUCUCCUGCAUUAACAUGCAAAAAAUGCAUUUCAAUCAGUUUAUUAGUUCAGACAUGAAUUAGUUAUUUACUUCAUUACAUUAACAUUAAUUGAUAGUUUUUGUUCAUUGUUUUAGUACCAAUCAUAAUCAUAGCAUGACUAGUUUAGAUCAGGGUCUGAGGACUGAUCAAAGUUUGACUUGCUGGCAGUGGCUGCAUCAGAAAACGGCUGAUAAGUUGCUGUAAGUACUUUGCUGAAGUUAAUCAUCUUUCAGGUGUCAACUGUCAGUAUCAGUGUUGUGCAAGUUGACACUUCACAUGAGCCCCUGUAUUAUCAAAAUCAAUAAAAACAAAAUGUCAAAGCUUUUUCCACUAGAUCUUCUUACUCUGACUCACAAUAACUGUGCGUUCACACUUGUUUCUUUUCUUGUCUUCUCCAUUAAGGAUGUUCCAUGUAGUUGAAUUUGUCACCAAUAAAACCGUAGCAGUGGUGCCCCAAAGCUGGUACGAGGAUGGUUGUGCAUCGUGGCCAACUUAUAACAGUGAUGAAAGAAUAAAUAGGGCAGUAAAACAUGGAGAGGAGCCACAGGAUGACUGGCAGACACAUGAUGUCAGAAUCAUCAAAUCAUCUUAUACUUACAGGGAGGCACGUCAAAUCCUGAAGAAGGCUCUGACAUUUAGCACAUCGGACCUCCAAACUGAGGAUGAACAGGAAUGGCAUGGGAGAAGGAGAACAACAACAAAAUAAAGAUCUUUGGACCCCAAAGAGGUCCAAAUCCGGGUCAUCUGCUGGGACAAGUCACCAACUCCCUGCAAAUAGUCCAGAGCUCUGUCAAAUGUUUGGCAGAACUGCCCCUCCCCAACCACUACCACCACAAACACUCCUCUCUCAACCUGCACAAUGCAACCAGCAACAACGGGGGCCAGAGGAGCCAAGCCAGGUCUACAUACCUACCUGGAGAGGUGGGAGAAAUGUCCCAGAAACCAUUCCCUGCUCUGCUGCUCAGUUCCACAUUUUAAGCCUGCUGGAGCACAUUAAGCAGCAGCAGGACCAGCUGGUGGCCAAGGUCAAUCACCUGAGCAGCAGGGUGCUCAACACCUCAACACCUCAAGAGCCAGAGUGUCCUGAAUGCAUUCAGCUGCCCAUCGAAUCACUGGAAGUGGUGGAUGAGCUUGAAGCAUUCCUGAAAGACGCUGCCAAUGCAGCAGCCAAACAAAGAAUGAUUUCUUCUUUGGCCACGAUUUGUGGGCAAGAUGUGAAGAGAGUGGCGUGGAACAUACUCUCUCGGAUGUUCACUGAAGAAGUGGCCAAGACCAUAAGCUGGAAGGGGGCAAACGGCAAGAGGGCAUUCGGUCACAUGUCGUCAAAGACACUGCUGUACCGUAAGUCAAGUACUCAGCAGCAGGGAAGGGAAGUGUAA